Molecule: messenger RNA, 1562 nt
Organism: Nezara viridula (southern green stink bug)
Lineage: Eukaryota; Metazoa; Arthropoda; Insecta; Hemiptera; Pentatomidae
Source: the annotation of a GenBank genome assembly
AAUACCACAAUAAAAAUCAUGUAUUGUCUUUCUGAAGUUUAGUUUUUUAGGAACCCUUGUCAGUCAAACUAUUGUUGCGAACUGGGAUUUUCGUAUUCAAAACUGAUAUGUUUUGGCAAUAUGUCUUUACACUGAUUUUGAUUUCUUGGAAUUGGGGCUAUACAGAAGCACAAGUGACAAAUAAUUCCACAAUGGCUGAAUCCGCAACUGGAAAAGGAAUCAAGAAUUCUAAUACCGAGACGAUGGGAAAGGGACCUGAGGAUGACAGCGACGCACAGGAUACACCGGGGAAAGAACUAGAAGAACCAAUAACGCUACCUGACAACAAACCUAGAGCAUUGGGUUUAUCUUUUGGUAUAGGUUUAGGUAGUCAACCAGCUGAAUCUCCACCUAUGAAUCCAGUUAUAGCUGUGGAUUAUGAUAGAAGUAUGAGUAUGAGUUUGAAUCCACCAGCUAUGAAUCCAUUUAUGGCUGUGGAUUAUGAUAGCAGUAUGAGUACGGGUCAACAUAUGAAUCAGAUUGUGGGUCAACCUGUGAAUCCAGUUAUGGGUGUCGGUUAUGAUAGCAGUAUGAGUACGGGUCAACAUAUGAAUCGAAUUGUGGGCCAACCUGUGAAUCCAGUUAUGGCUGUGGAUUAUGAUAGCAGUAUGAAUACGGGUCAACAUAUGAAUCAGAUUGUGGGUCAACCUGUGAAUCCAGUUAUGGGUGUCGGUUAUGAUAGCAGUAUGAGUACGGGUCAACAAAUGAAUCGAGUUGUGAGUCAACCUGUGAAUCCAGUUAUGAGUGUCGGUUAUGAUAGCAGUAUGAGUACGGGUCAACAAGUGAAUCGAGUUGUGGGCCAACCUGUGAAUCCAGUUAUGGGUGUCGGUUAUGAUAGCAGUAUGAGUACGGGUCAACAAAUGAAUCGAAUUGUGGACCAACCUGUGAAUCCAGUUAUGGGUUUCGGUUAUGAUAGCAGUAUGAGUACGGGUCAACAAAUGAAUCGAGUUGUGAAUCAACCUGCGAAUCCAGUUAUGGGUGUCGGUUAUGAUAGCAGUAUGAGUACGGGUCAACAAAUGAAUCGAGUUGUGAAUCAACCUGCGAAUCCAGUUAUGGGUGUCGGUUAUGAUAGCAGUAUGAGUACGGGUCAACAAAUGAAUCGAGUUGUGACUCAACCUGUGAAUCCAGUUAUGGGUGUCGGUUAUGAUACCAGUAUGAGUACGGGUCAACAAAUGAAUCGAGUUGUGAGUCAACCUGUGAAUCCAGUUAUGAGUGUCGGUUAUGAUAGCAGUAUGAGUACGGGUCAACAAAUGAAUCGAGUUGUGAGUCAACCUGUGAAUCCAGUUAUGGGUGUCGGUUAUGAUACCAGUAUGAGUACGGGUCAACAAAUGAAUCGAGUUGUGAGUCAACCUGUGAAUCCAGUUAUGAGUGUGGUUUCGGAUAAAGGUAUGGAUAGUAUUAGUGGUAGUUCAGAAGCGUCAUACGUAAAACAAUAUAACAGAGAAUCCGCUUAUAGUAAAAGUCGCUAUGUGCAAACUGGGUGAUUCUCAAAAAAAGCUCAGUAGUUACACGACGAUUGUUCU